GGUGCGAUCGGUAAUUCUUGGGUCACUCACCGUUUGGUUUUGUCGUUAAUCAUAUAGUUGCUAGCUGGGAGAGCAAGCUCCGUUUAGCAGGUUUUUUUUUCGUGACUGUCGGACAAUCCAUAACGCUCUGCCAAAAUGUGUGAUGAUGAUGCGGGAGCACUAGUCAUCGAUAAUGGAUCCGGAAUGUGCAAGGCCGGAUUUGCUGGUGAUGACGCACCUCGUGCCGUCUUCCCAUCCAUUGUUGGUCGCCCGCGUCACCAGGGUGUUAUGGUUGGUAUGGGUCAGAAAGAUGCUUACGUCGGUGAUGAAGCUCAAUCGAAACGUGGUAUUUUAACGUUGAAAUAUCCGAUCGAGCAUGGCAUUAUCACUAAUUGGGAUGAUAUGGAGAAGAUCUGGCACCACACCUUCUACAAUGAACUUCGAGUCGCUCCGGAGGAACACCCAGUCCUGCUGACUGAGGCUCCGCUGAACCCCAAAUCGAACCGUGAGAAGAUGACUCAGAUCAUGUUUGAAACAUUUGCAUCGCCGGCAGUGUAUGUAGCUAUCCAGGCCGUGCUGUCACUGUACGCUUCCGGUCGUACCACCGGUAUUGUGCUGGACUCCGGCGAUGGUGUCUCCCACACUGUCCCAAUCUAUGAAGGUUAUGCUCUGCCCCAUGCCAUCCUCCGCAUGGAUCUGGCUGGCCGCGAUCUGACCGAUUAUUUGAUGAAGAUCCUGACCGAGCGCGGCUACUCCUUCACUACCACGGCUGAGCGCGAAAUCGUCCGUGACAUCAAGGAGAAGCUGUGCUAUGUUGCUCUGGACUUCGAGCAGGAAAUGCAGGCAGCUGCUGCUUCAUCAUCGUCAGAGAAGUCGUAUGAACUUCCCGAUGGCCAGGUCAUCACCAUCGGUAACGAGCGUUUCCGUGCUCCGGAAGCUCUCUUCCAACCGUCGUUCCUGGGAAUGGAAUCAACUGGCAUUCACGAGACGGUCUAUAAUUCCAUAAUGCGGUGCGAUGUCGAUAUCCGUAAGGAUCUGUACGCCAACAGUGUAUUGUCUGGUGGAACUACCAUGUACCCGGGUAUUGCUGAUCGUAUGCAGAAGGAAAUUACUUCCCUCGCCCCAUCGACGAUUAAGAUCAAGAUCAUUGCCCCACCUGAGCGUAAAUAUUCGGUUUGGAUCGGUGGAUCUAUCCUUGCUUCUUUGUCCACCUUCCAGUCGAUGUGGAUCUCGAAGCACGAGUACGAUGAGGGCGGCCCAGGAAUCGUUCAUCGCAAGUGCUUCUAAAGUGCUGCUGUAUGUGGUAGAGUAACUAUACCAAACCACAUCGCAACUUAUACCAUCAACUGCAACAAAACUGUGGGAUGAUCCCAAAAUCAGCUUAUACCGUUCGACGGUGCACUAUCUACAAUGUUUACGUAAUCUUGGUUGGACUCAGUGGGCGGUGAAUGUAGAAGCCUCUACCAUUAAAUGUAUAAAACGGCUCUGCAGCCGGAAUAUGACUAGGUAAUCCAUUAAGCUGGCUUUAAAAAGAACAUCAUCAUCGUUAGAAACAUAGAAAGAAAAGAAAAGCGAAGAAAAAGAACACAGCUAUGCUAGCUUAUCGCCCUACGAAUUUUUGUUUUUGUAAAUUUGUUCUUUUUUCGUAAUAAAAGGUUGAAAAAAAACAUAA
This is a messenger RNA of Anopheles funestus (African malaria mosquito), 1651 nucleotides long. Its product is annotated as actin, indirect flight muscle-like. The record is from RefSeq and is a predicted model, not a curated record. Gene Ontology annotation, biological process: mitotic cytokinesis. The coding region runs from base 136 to 1266 and encodes 376 amino acids. The transcript has 2 exons. Lineage: Eukaryota; Metazoa; Arthropoda; Insecta; Diptera; Culicidae.